GCGCGCGAAAAAUCUUUCCUCUCUUUCUGUUGUUGGACUAUUUAUACCAUUUAGGCUAGACUGGUAGACUCUCGCUGCUACUGCCUGCUUUAUUACUACUUUCAUUCUUUUUCUUGCAUUUUUAUCAGUAAUAUCCAUCCAAAAUGUCUGCUAUUCGUCCUGUCGCAGUCUAUGCCUUGAAGGUUCCCACUGGGGGAGUCUUGAUUCCUGCUGUUCCCCAGGCCGCGGCUUCGUUCCGUGUGAGCAUGGCUGCCAUUGACCCCGACGAGACCCCCGAGCUCGAGGAUGGAAUCGACCCCAGCAGACCCCGUGCUACUCUUAAGCUUAUCCGCCCUCCUCCUGGAAUGAACAUUGAAGAGUCGGAUGAGGAGGACGACUGGGAAGACGAUGAUGAAGAAGACGAUGAUGAGGAGGAGUCCAAUGGCGGCCCUAGCGACAAGGAGAAGGCCCGCAAGCUCAAGGAAGCUGCUGCUCUGAAGGAGAUGGCAGAGGACGAGGACGAGGAUGAUGAUGACGAGGACGAGGAUGAUGAUGACGAUGAGGACUUCGACCUCAAGGCCGCCAUCUCCAAGCUUGUCAAGGGCAAGGGCCCUGCUACUGACGACGAUGAGGAGGACGAUGAGGACGAGGAGAGCCUGGACGUCGACGAGGCGGUUAUUUGCACCCUGGACCCGGAGAAGCACUACCAGCAAGCUCUUGACAUCACUGUCGCCGAGGGCGAGCCCAUCUUCUUCAAGGUCACCGGUACUCACAGUGUCUACUUGACUGGUAACUACGUCAUGCCUGUUGAUGACCACGACCAUGACCACAGCGAUGAGGAGGACGAGGAUGACUAUGAUCUCUCUCCCGAUGAGAAUGAAUUGGACAUGGACGACAUCAUGGAUGAGGAUGACGAGGAUGACGAGCUCGACGGCUUGGAGAACCCCAGAGUCACCGAGGUCGAGAGUGAGGAGGAAGCUCCCAAGCUUGUUGAGGCCAAGGGCCAGAAGAAGGCCGACAAGGGCAAGAAGCGCGCCGCCGAAGAGGCGAGCCUGGAAGACCUCAUGGCUAAGGACAAGAAGGCCCAGUCUGAAGAGGGUCUGAGCAAGAAGCAGCAGAAGAAGCUCAAGAAGAACAGCGGCGAGGCUGCUGAGGUUGAGCAAAAGAAGGAAGCCAAGGACGCUAAGGAGGGCAAGGAGGCCAAGGAAGGCAAGAAGGUUCAGUUCGCCAAGAAUCUUGAGCAGGGCCCUACUCCUUCAUCGCAGGACAAAAAGUCUGAGACCACUGGUACCCUUGGCGUCAAGAACGUCAACGGCGUCACCAUUGACGACAAGAAGCUCGGAAAGGGCCCUGUUGCCAAGUCCGGAAACAAUGUCUCCAUGAGAUACAUUGGCAAGCUCGAAGACGGCAAGGUUUUUGACUCCAACAAGAAGGGUAAGCCUUUCAGCUUCAAGCUCGGUAAGGGCGAAGUCAUCAAGGGCUGGGACAUCGGUGUUGCUGGCAUGGCUGUCGGUGCUGAGCGUCGCAUCUCGAUCCCUCCGCAUCUCGCUUACGGCAAGAAGGCUCUUCCCGGCAUCCCGGGCAAUUCGAAGUUGGUCUUCGACGUCAAGCUCCUUGAGAUCAAAUAGAUAGAUUAAUUUGGGUCUUGCAACAUUAUGCUGUUCUGUUUUUGUUUUGUCUAAAAAUGGUGUUUUAAGGGGGUUUCCAAUUGCAUCAAUUCCUGUGAUAUCCGACUUGUUCUUUUUGUUUCUUGCACAGCUUUCCGAUGCAUUCAGCAGGGAUGAGGAUAUCGCAAGGAGUUCAGCAUCUCUCGGUUCGAGUUACGAGCCUUGAGGGGGUGUGCGUGUAUGUUGAUAUUGUUUCUUUCGUGUCUUUACAUGGCUGUGUGUACUUGGCAUAAAUAACUCUGGUCUUCCUAAUACAGCUUUGGCUCAUGAGAAAUACUGGUCUAGUUUUUUCGCACUCAAAGAAGCCCG
This is a messenger RNA of Aspergillus ruber CBS 135680, 1955 nucleotides long. RefSeq lists its product as uncharacterized. Lineage: Eukaryota; Fungi; Ascomycota; Eurotiomycetes; Eurotiales; Aspergillaceae. Gene Ontology annotation, molecular function: peptidyl-prolyl cis-trans isomerase activity; macrolide binding. The record is from RefSeq and is a predicted model, not a curated record. Gene Ontology annotation, cellular component: nucleolus; chromatin. Bases 144 to 1607 code for a protein of 487 amino acids. The transcript is spliced from 4 exons.